Messenger RNA from Castor canadensis (American beaver), 2731 nucleotides. It is a transcript of the gene Wdr41, whose product is annotated as WD repeat domain 41. Gene Ontology annotation, molecular function: protein binding. Gene Ontology annotation, biological process: regulation of autophagy. Lineage: Eukaryota; Metazoa; Chordata; Mammalia; Rodentia; Castoridae. The record is from RefSeq and is a predicted model, not a curated record. Gene Ontology annotation, cellular component: lysosomal membrane.
UCGAGCUCCCCAAGCUCCCGCGCAGACCGUCGGCUCCCCGCGCGUGCUCACUCGACGUCGCGCUCCGAGGCUUCCCAAGCUAAGCCUCUGCGGCCGGGUGCGCGGCGCUUCAGGAACAAGAUUUUGACUCCUUUUUGGAGUUCUCAGUUCUGCGCUCCUCCGUCCCUGACAAAUCUGGGGCAGCAAACAUAAGCGGCUCCACUGCGCUACAGACGGGGCAGGUUUCGGGCUGCCUGGGGCCUUGACGCACCAAGACACCGCCGCUGCCCGGAUGUUGCGAUGGCUGAUCGGGGGAGGCCGCGAACCGCAGGGACUGGCCGAGAAAUCUGCUUUACAGACAAUAGGCGAAGAACAAACCCAGAAUCCCUAUACAGAACUGCUUGUACUGAAAGCUCAUCGUGAUAUUGUACGAUUUCUGGUACAGUUAGAUGACUACAGAUUUGCAUCUGCUGGUGAUGAUGGAAUUAUAGUUGUGUGGAAUGCCCAGACAGGAGAAAAACUUAUGGAACUCAAUGGACACACACAAAAGAUAACAGCUGCUAUUGCAUUUCCUUCCUUGGAAUCUUGUGAAGAAAAAAAUCAGCUCAUCUUGACAGCCUCUGCCGAUCGAACAGUUAUUGUAUGGGAUUGUGAUACUGGCAGACAAGUUCAGAGAAUAUCUUGCUUCCAGUCUACUGUAAAGUGUUUAACUGUUCUUCAGAGACUAGAUGUUUGGCUCUCUGGUGGGAAUGACUUAUGUGUGUGGAACCGAAAAUCACACCUCCUGUGUAAGACCAGCCAUGUUUCUGAUACAGGGAUCAGUGCUUUGGUUGAAGUACCAAGCAACUGUGUUGUAGCAGCAGUUGGCACAGAACUGAUAAUUUUCAGGUUAGUAACACCCACAGAAGGAUCACUGGAAUGGGAUAUUAUUGAAGUUAAGCGCCUCCUUGAUCACCAGGAUAAUGUUCUCUCAUUGGUUAAUGUCAAUGAUUUCAGCCUUGUUACCGGCUCCCACGUCGGAGAGCUGAUUAUCUGGGAUGUCCUGGACUGGACCAUGCAGGCCUAUGAACGCAACUUCUGGGACCCAUCUUCACAGCUGGACACCCAGCAGGAAAUAAAACUCUGUCAAAAACUAAGUGACAUUUCUAUUCAUCAUUUCACAUGUGACAAAGAGAAUGUAUUUGCUGCAGUUGGAAGGGGUUUAUAUGUGUAUAAUCUUCAACUGAAGCGUGUGAUUGCCUGCCAGAAAACGGCACAUGACUCCAGUGUCUUGCACGUUGCCAAGCUUCCAAACAGGCAGUUAAUCUCAUGCUCAGAAGAUGGCAGUGUACGCAUUUGGGAGUUACGAGAAAAACAGCAGCUCACAGCUGAGCCUGUACCAACAGGUUUUUUUAAUAUGUGGGGAUUUGGAAGAGUGAACAAACAAACCAGCCAAACUGUUAAAAAACAGCAAGAAAAUGCCACGUCGUGUUCACUGGAGCUCAUUGGAGAUCUGAUUGGACACUCGUCCUCUGUGGAGAUGUUUCUGUACUUUGAAGAUCAUGGACUCGUGACUUGUUCUGCUGAUCAUCUCAUUAUUUUGUGGAAAAAUGGAGAACGAGAAUCUGGAUUACGCAGUUUGAAAUUAUUUCAGAAGUUAGAGGAGAAUGGUGACUUAUACCUUGCUGUCUAGUUUAAGGAAGUAGGAAUAUAUGUGCAUGUACCUUGAAUAGCAAAUUUAGAGUCAUACUUUGGAACUCCAUUAAUAUACUGAUCACUUAAAUGUGUAAUUUCUUUCUUGUUCAUAAAAUUCUACAUGUUUCUUUUUUGUGCACCUACAAACUAGCAACAAGUUGCUGAAAUUUUCAGGUGUCAGUACAUACACCAAAGAACAUACCACAAGCUUUUCAUAAAACUCUGUGACACUGUUGAAGUGGUAACUGCUUUGUUCUGAGUUUCCUGAUCUGAGCCUAUACUUGGAAGUGGUAGAAAAACAGUAAAGUUGAGUGCUCUUUAGAAGAUUUAUUUUUUAUUUCCUUCAUAGCCUGUUUGAUUAAGAAUUUCUGUGAUAAAUAUAUCUUUUCUCCUACAAAUUUCCCUGGUCUUUAGUAACUAUCAGUAUUCAAUAGAAAAACUUGAAUCCUAGCCAAAAAAUGAACUCUAUUCUUUAUGUAUAAUGAUUUUGGGAGUGGUAUUGACUAAUUUGCUUAAAUUGUUAAAAAUAUUUGGUGCUAGCCACUCAAAUCUCUAUGUACUGUAAUCCAUAGAUAUCUUAUCAAGGUGUAUUUCUUCCCAACAUGAACUGGCCUGAGCAGCACAGCCAGAUUAGGACCAGAGCAGCCCCUCAGGUGUUCCAAGGAUGAGUGCUAUGACAGCAAAGGGGCACAGUGUUUUCAUGGUCAGGGACUGCAGCCAAAAGUGCCCGAUCUAUCUGCCUCUGACUUAACUAUGAAAUGCUUGAGGAAAAACUUCACCUUCUGUAGGUCCUUGCAUGUCCACUGAGCUUGGGUUAUCUUCAUCACCCACCUGCUUUAUGACAGAACACUCUCACUUUUGGUGCUAAAAAAUAAGUAAAAAAGUAUUCUGCGUAGUAAAAAUUCAGUGGGUUUAAUGGUGAAAUUAUUCUACACUGAUUGUUAAAGAAAGGGCACAGUGACUGAUGUUGCAGACUGACCCACUUCUGCUGAUUUAUUUGUUCAUCACACACACACAUAUUUAUCCUUACUCCCCACAUGGAAUCUUUAUAAACUCUUGUUUUCACUAUCACAAUUAC